GCUGAGCAGACAGACAGACAGUGCCGCAGAGAGCAGACAGACAGACAGGCCGCACAGGAGCAGGCCCAGACAAAUACAAAGAGACGAGGAAGAGCAGCACGCACGGUCCGAGAAAAAUAAUCCUCCCCCUGUAGCGAGCAGUGUCUGUGUGUGUGUGUGUGUCGUCGCUUCUGCUGCCUCUGGACUAAGAGUAAAUACAUUCAGCCAUAAUCACCCUUUGUCAUAAGAGACACUAACGCGUUUUGCGACGGAGAUAAAUAAUUGAAAAAAAUGCGGCUGUCCGACUGCGCAUCCCUGGGAGUCAAUUGGGAAACGCUGCGCCAGUGUCCCGGCUGAGAGACGGAGCCGAUCUCACCCAGCGUAAGCGGCCCAGCUCUUCUCUCGCUCCCCCCUCUCCUGUCAUUACACAAUAGACCACCGCUUCCCCCAAAAUCAUCGUUUCAAACAUGUGUGCAGGGAGACAGAAUAAAUCUUGUGUGUCGGCCAAUGCGCCCCUGCGUCGGUCCCAUCCUGCAGAAGCAUGUCCCGUCGGAAACAGAAACGACCCCAGCAGCUUAUGAGCCUGACCCUCGGUGCCUGUCGGAUACAUGAGCAUGAUGACAACUUGGCAGUGAAGUCACAGUCCUUUCCAUUUAGCCCGGAUUCUCCCUUGUGUUCCCCAUCUUCUCCUCAAAGUUCCCAGCUGCUCCUUACUCUACGUUCAUCUUUCAAGGGGUCCCAGACCCCCUCUCUACCCAGUGAGAGUCCACCGUCAUCUUCACCAAGCCGGCCCUCCCACCAACCCUCCAAAGACCCAAAGCCCUCCCUCUCAGCUGACCUCCCUAACUCUUAUCUCUCUUCCCAAACUCAACAUUCACCUGCACUUGAACUAUCUGGUUUCAGUCCAACAUCCUCUGCAAGUUUUCUCACCCAUUCUUCCCGAAGUGCACACAUGGCCUCUCCAAAGUUGGGACUGUCGGCCACCACCACAAACUCUUCCUCUUCCUCAUCAUCCUCUGCCUCCCUAUGUCCUCCACCACACCCUGGAAGCCCCAGUCGCGUGCCCGACGGCCCCCCAAGUCCUGUUACUCCCACCCCCAGCCCAGGAGUGACAUCUGCCUCAGCUGCACCAUCUAGGGCCCAGUUAAGCAUUGCCCUGAUCCUGGAGGAGCUGCGGGUGCUGCAGCAAAGGCAGAUCCAUCAGAUGCAGAUUACAGAAGAAAUCUGUAGACAGGUACUACGCCUCGGUGGAGCCUCCUAUACUAUAGACACACCCUCACAGCAUCUUCUCCCUCCCUCUCCUCAGCUCUGCUUAGAAGGCAGCAAAAGAGCAGUCAGCCCAACUACCCUGCCAACUCCAACGCAGCCUGGCACUUCUGUUGCUCCUCUUCUGGCAUGUUUCUCCUCUCUACUUCCCUCUCAGGCUGGCAACAGACCCACAAGGGCAAGCAGUUCCUCAUCUCAAAUCCUGCAGCCCCACAAGCCCCAAAUGGAAGGAACAGGAAUUACUUCAGGGGCUCAUAGUUAUCUGGGGAUGGGCUCUCAUUCCUCUGCAACCUCAACCACUUCCUCUGCUGCCAUCUCCAUGGCUUCCUCUGCUUAUCCAUUAGCCCUGUCUUUAGCUCUGCCCAACCGCUACCUUCAUGAGAAAUCUUCAAAUACCACCUCUAUGAGUGGGCACAGUGGCCUCUCCCUCCUAAACUCAUCCCUUCCCACAUCAGCUUCUAUUGGCCCAAACUCCCAAAAUGCUCUGCAGUCUGUCUCUGGAGGAGGAGACUCAUCCCCUUUAUCCAUCUCCAACAUCCCUGGUCGUCUUCAACAUGGUUGCCGCUUUUGUGGGAAAAUGUUCAGCAGUGACUCUGCCCUGCAAAUACAUUUACGCUCACACACAGGGGAACGACCCUACCAGUGUCCAGUGUGCCUCAGUCGCUUCACUACAAGAGGCAACCUUAAGGUACAUUUCCUACGCCAUCGAGAGCAGAACCCAGAGCUCUCACUUUCCCUCCUGCCACCUUCUUUGUUUGGGGUUGCAUUAGGGGCCACUGGCGGAUCAGACAUGGGGCAGACCAUGGGCAGUGGUAGCAGUAGUUGUGGCAUGAAUAUGAUUCAAAAGAAGCGAAAAAGGCCCGAGGAUGAAAUAUUUGGAGAUAAUCUGGAGGUCAGUGGCACCAGUAGUAGCUUUUCUCUGGGGGCCUCUGGAGGGUCUGCCCCUUCCACCCUACCCCUGCCCCCUACAGUGGAUCUGGCAUUGAUUUCCCACUCUCUACUCCAGCUGAAUAGGGCUGCAGCUGUAGCCGCAGCAGCCUCUAUCGCCUCUGGCACAUCCCACUCACCGUCAUCCUCUUCAGCCUCCAUUUCCUCUCUGGCUACCUCCCUCCUCUCGAACUCUUCUUUGUCCUCGUCUUCCACCAUCACAGGAUUACUCAAGGGUGCCAAGCAGCAGCACUUUGAUGAAAACACUCCCCCUCAUGCCCCAAUACUUUCUCCUGCAGCAUACUCUCAGCUAGCCCAACUGCCGAAGCUCCUCUUCCCAUCUGUCUCCACUUCUUCCUCUACCCCUACUGCACACUCAUCCCUCUACAACCAUCCAGCCCUGAGCUUGUUGCGAACACCACUACCCUCUACUCCAGGCUCUCUCCAACUUCCAUCUUCGAGCCAUUCUCAGCUUUCUUUCCCAUUUUCUUCCUUUCCCAAAGUCCCAGGUGCACCAACAACCACUCAAUCCUCCCUGCCUUCCUCCAUGGCUUCCUCUACUCCUACAUCAGAAACUUCCAAGUUGCAGAGGCUGGUGGAGAAACUAGAGAAGGCCUCUCCCCAUUCCUCUUCUCCAUGGACAUCUUCCUCUACUGCCACUUCCAUGCUGGAGAUGCUAUCUAGCAGUACCAGUACUUCAGCCAACAAUCGUUUCACAAAUGCCAGCACUUCCACCACAUAUGUCAUGGCGUCCCCACCAUCUUCUAAUCUUGUCACCACUUCUGUUUCAAAUCUCACCCAUGAGAUGAUGGCUGCCCUAGGCAUGAGUAACAAUGCAGCCAGUGCCAUGGUGGGUGGCAUGUUACCAUCACUGAACAUUACAGGUCCAGCUGCUAACCUGACAGCCAACCAGUGUGGGGUUUGUUUACGGGUACUGAGCUGUCCUAGAGCACUGCGUCUGCAUCAGGCUACACACCUUGGAGAACGCCCUUUUCCAUGUAAAAUAUGUGGACGAUCCUUCUCUACUAAAGGCAGCCUGCGGUCGCAUCUGGCCACCCACCAUGCUCGACCAGCAAAUGCAAGGGUCCAGAACUCUUGCCCUCUGUGUCAACGGAAGUUCACAAAUGCCCUAGUGCUUCAGCACCACAUCCGUAUGCAUCUCGGUGGACAGUUGCCCCCAGAUGGCACAGACGAUUCUGCACAUGAAAUUCCACCUGAAUCUAAUGCCAAAAAUGUCUCACAAUCCCACUCCCAGUCCACUGAUCCAAAUACUGCUUCUAGUAAAACACCCCCUCUAGCUGGCCUCUCUGAAAGCCCAGCCCCAAGUUCACAAUUUCAAGCAGUUGGCUCAGUCCCUGUCUCUGGUAAUAUGAAAGCAAGUGAUUUCAUCCAGCAGAAUCCUAGCAAAUCUGCACCCUGUAGCCCAGACCUCAUCCCCCCUUCCAGCCUUAGCCCUGACCCCUUCAUGAAUCCAACAAUGCAAACACCAUCACCGGGCAGUGUAGAACCCCCUGUCCUUUCUGUCAGUACCCCUUUGCCAUCCUCCCAAGAGACAGUUCAAGAUUCCCCAGUUAGCCAAGAUAACCGAGUGGAGCAAAUUACUGGUGAUGUUCAUCCUACUAAGUCCACCCCUCCACCAAUUACCUCCAAUGUUACAAAAACUACAGUAACCCUUAUAAAUAUUGAUGAGGACUGUGGAGAUAAUGUAGAAUCUACCUCCUCUGAUGCCUUUCUUGGCUCCAGCUCAAACUUGGACAACUUACAAACCACACCUGCCCUUGGUGCCCCCUCUGCUUGUACCUCCUCUAACCCCACCCUGAGUCCAGAUGUUCUGAAAGUUAAUGUAACAAAAACCUUGGAAUCAGUCUCAGUCUGCCCAAGGCCCCAAUCACCAGAAUCCAUGGAAGAAGACAAAGAUCCAUCUCCUUCACUAGUAACACCAAAACAAGACCCAUCAACUGUGCCUGACGAGGACAUCAAGAAGACUUCCAAUUUGGAGACUGCAGACACUGUUGAUGCUGAAUUAAGAGGGGCAACACAGAGAGCUGCCACUUUUGUGAGGGAGACACGUCAGAGCUUUCAUUUUGGUUCAUAUCGGAGGGAGGACCGAGUGGAAUGUGUUAAGAUUAGUGGAUUAGCUCCAAGUGAAGCUCUGGAUGCUUCUGUCCCAAUCAACCUGGCUCCAACCCUGCCAUCUCCAAUGUCUCGUCCUGAGAAGAAGACAUAUUGCUGUGCUGAGUGUGGGAAAGAGUACGCCAGUCGCAGUGGAUUGAAGGGGCACAUGAAGCACCAUGGUGCAGUAACCAAAUCACCACGUCCACCAGCCCGGACUAGUCGUUCCUCCGCUGAACAACUACCUUCUUCCACAUCUAUGACUUCCUUGAACAUUCCUGCCACCAGAAGCUCAGCAGGUUUCUGGAAUCAGUACCAAGCCUUCCUUAACACCAGUAAUGAGCCAAAUGAUGACCCGACUGGACUCCAAGAAGAGAAUGAGUCAACAAAAUCCCCAUCUCAAUCUCAAAUGGAUCCGAUUGUCUCUGAAGAGGUUGGGGAAGAGUCUAGUGAGGGGUGAUAAUUCAAGUCAAUCUGAUUGACUGUCUGAUGUUUUGGUGUUUUCAAUCAAUGUUUAUGUUUUGUGAAACUGUAUGGACUUUUGCGUAGUACUGCUUCCUUAACACAUUUCAAGUAGCCAGUCUGUUUGAUAGUCAGAGUAAAUAUGUUUCUAUGUGGAAGUUGUGAGUCAAUCAACUUGGUCUUGUGUUUAAAAAAAAAGAGAGCGCUAUUGUACAAAUAAAGAUAAAAAAAAUGUUCAAGAUGUAAGAAUUUGAGUCCAGUUAUUGCUGGAAUUGUUAAAAUAAGUGAUAUUACCUUUGUCUCCCUUGUCUGGCUCAGUGGUUCUCAAACUAAAGGUAUGAAACUCUGUGGGAGAAAAAUAUUUGUCAGUUUGCCGAUGCCUUCAUGUUGACCUUUAUUUCACUAAAAACUUUUAUCAUUACUUUCUUCCCUACAAUUCUUGAUGACUUGGGUUGGGAGGUAUGAACUUGUUUUGGCUACUUAGGGAGGGUAAACCAGAAAAAGUUUCGAGAACCACUACGCUGGCUAAUGAUCUUAAUAGUUUGAAGCACAUUCUAACAUGAAAAAAAAUCUAUGUUUGGACAUGAAGAAAGAGUAUCCCUGUUGUAUCAGUGUUUCAUACCAGACCUGGGUCAAGUAAUUGACAAUUAAUGCUUGAAAUUACCACUAGGCCCAAAUGGUUCACCAUAUUUGAAUAAUGAUGAUGCUUAUUACUGAGUCAUCAGAAAGUAAUCUAAUAGAAUAGAAUUUUUUAUAAUUUUAUGUCAUUAUAUAAACCUUUUGGUACUCAUCAUCAUGUACCAAAUCUGAUCCAAUUGGCACCAAAGGAGGCUUCAUUGAACAUUUCUUGAUAAAUGCUACAACCUGGGUCUGUUUCAUGUCUGUAGUCAGUCCUUGAGUUAUAGAGAAAACUGAUAUAAACGGAAAUUAGAAAUUUAGAUCAGUGAAACAAAAUUUAGCUUUGCAAGAGAAAACAAGGCCAACAAUAUGAAGAUUAUUUUCUGUGGGCAAUAUUAAGUCUUUUGUCCCCAUCCUGUGAUUCAGAUAAACUCCUCCCUCGUGUCAUUGUGCUUUACUUUUCACUUUAUUGUCCUGUCAAACCAGAAGCACAGCUGCAGUGUUUGUGAAACAAGUGAGGACAUGGUCCUUUGUGUGACCUUUGACCUUCAGCUUCGUGAAUAUUUUGAUUGUUGUUUGGUCGUAAUGUAUUAUCUGUAACAUGUUUUCAGAUACUAAAGUUACUAAAACUUUAAGUUACUAUAUACACUAUAUCAGAAGUCUGUGUCUGUCUGUUCUUAACUGUACAUUCAGUAUCUCCAUAUUAA
Pleuronectes platessa (European plaice) is the source of this 6071-nucleotide messenger RNA. It is a transcript of the gene sall2, whose product is annotated as spalt-like transcription factor 2. The transcript is spliced from 4 exons. NCBI's taxonomy places the organism in Eukaryota, Metazoa, Chordata, Actinopteri, Pleuronectiformes, Pleuronectidae. The record is from RefSeq and is a predicted model, not a curated record. Gene Ontology annotation, molecular function: DNA-binding transcription factor activity, RNA polymerase II-specific; RNA polymerase II cis-regulatory region sequence-specific DNA binding. Gene Ontology annotation, biological process: regulation of transcription by RNA polymerase II. The coding region runs from base 521 to 4744 and encodes 1407 amino acids. Gene Ontology annotation, cellular component: nucleus.